Emys orbicularis (European pond turtle) is the source of this 1845-nucleotide messenger RNA. It is a transcript of the gene SLC7A10, whose product is annotated as solute carrier family 7 member 10. Gene Ontology annotation, cellular component: membrane. Lineage: Eukaryota; Metazoa; Chordata; Testudines; Emydidae. Gene Ontology annotation, biological process: D-serine transmembrane transport; amino acid transmembrane transport; D-alanine transmembrane transport. Gene Ontology annotation, molecular function: neutral L-amino acid transmembrane transporter activity; L-amino acid transmembrane transporter activity. The record is from RefSeq and is a predicted model, not a curated record.
AUGGGCAGAAGCGAAAGGGGCAGAUUCUGAAGCAGGGCGGGUUGUCCCAUCAGGCUCCCCCGACAGCGCCGCGUGGGGGGCCGGGCAGCCCCCCAAUGGCCCCGCGAGCCAGAGCAGCGCGCCCGGCAGCCGCUGCCCAGCGCCUCCUUAAUUCAGCUCGGGCAGCAGCGGCGGCGCAUGCGCCUGCCAUUGGAGCGCUCUCCAGCGGCUCUCCGGCUGAGCGGGGCAGAGGGGACGGGAGUCGCCGGGGUCUGUUCCAGGAGCGGGGGAGAGAUGGCUGGGGAGAACCAGCACCAGACCCUCAGGAAGAGCAUCGCCGCCCAGCCGCCCGCAGCGCCGCCCCGGCCGCCCAGGAGCAGCAGCUCCGAGCGAGUGACUCUGAAGAAGGAGAUCGGGCUCGUCAGCGCCUGUGCCAUCAUUAUAGGUAACAUUAUUGGUUCUGGAAUCUUUAUUUCACCAAAAGGAGUUCUGGAACACUCUGGGUCAGUGGGACUAGCUCUUGUUGUUUGGGUGCUUGGAGGAGGAAUUGCUGUCCUUGGAUCUUUAUGUUAUGCUGAGCUAGGAGUUGCUAUCCCGAAAUCAGGAGGGGAUUAUUCCUAUGUCACGGAGAUUUUUGGUGGGUUAGCUGGUUUUUUGCUGCUAUGGAGUGCAGUGCUUAUCAUGUACCCUACCAGCCUGGCUGUUAUCGCACUGACAUUUUCAAACUAUGUUCUACAACCGGUGUUCCCUAAUUGCAUCCCACCUUAUAAUGCCUCCAGGGUCCUCUCCACGGUGUGUUUAUUACUCCUGACUUGGGUGAACAGCUCCAGCGUUCGAUGGGCAACUCGCAUCCAGGAUAUAUUUACAGCAGGAAAACUGUUAGCCUUGGCCCUUAUCAUUACUAUGGGCUUCAUACAGAUCUUUAAAGGAAACUAUGAAGAACUGACACCAAGCAAUGCAUUCAAUUUUUGGAUGUCUCCAUCUGUGGGACAGUUAGCAUUAGCUUUUCUUCAAGGGUCAUUUGCAUUCAGUGGGUGGAACUUCUUGAAUUAUGUAACAGAAGAAUUAGUUGAUCCCCGCAGGAACCUACCUCGUGCCAUAUUCAUAUCCAUCCCAUUGGUGACAUUUGUGUAUACAUUCACCAAUAUUGCAUAUUUCACUGCCAUGUCACCUCAAGAGCUCUUGUCCUCCAAUGCUGUGGCAGUAACAUUUGGUGAAAAGUUACUGGGCUAUUUUUCCUGGGUUAUGCCAGUCUCAGUGGCCUUAUCUACAUUUGGAGGAAUAAAUGGAUACCUUUUUACCUCAUCAAGGUUAUGUUUUUCUGGAGCUCGUGAAGGUCACUUGCCCAGCUUGCUUGCUAUGAUUCACGUUAAACACUGCACCCCAAUCCCUGCCCUUCUAGUGUGUUGUUUGACCACUAUUAUCAUCAUGCUUGUUGGAGACACGUACACAUUAAUUAAUUACGUAUCGUUUAUUAACUACCUCUGCUAUGGAGUGACAAUCAUAGGCCUGAUUGUGUUGCGCUGGAAGAAACCCAAAAUCUUCAGACCUAUCAAGGUGAAUCUCCUUGUUCCAGUCACUUACUUGCUAUUUUGGGCAUUUCUACUGAUCUUCAGUUUCUAUUCUGAGCCAGUUGUCUGUGGAAUUGGACUAAUUAUCAUAUUAACUGGAGUGCCCGUGUUUUUUCUCGGAGUGUACUGGAGAAAUAAACCAAAGUGUGUAAAUAGGCUAGCUGAAUCCAUGACAUACUGGGGACAGAAGUUGUGUUUCGUCGUCCACCCUCAGGAGGGAGCUCCAGAAGAGGAUGAUCUGCCUUUCACUCAUUCUCAGCUACCAGGAAGUGAAAAGUCCUUGAAGAAACAGUGA